AUGAACAACAAUGGCUAUGACCCUGUUUUAUUAGAUGAUUUUGUUGCUGAUUAUGCAUCCAAUAAAGUUUUGAGGCCUCGCACAGGUAUUCUCUACAAUAUCUCUCUCCCUGCUAAUUUUACCGGUAUGGAAGUCUCAUUUGUUCGUGUCAGGGCUCGGAAUUUCUAUUUGAAUGGAGCCAAUUUCAGCUCCUUCCAUUUCCCACCAAGGAUAUUGCCAAUGCCGUUUAUGAGGAGAUUUUAUUUGAUCUAUCAAAACUUUGGCAAUUGGUCAUCUUAUUACUAUAAUGUGCCAAACUAUACACUGAUCACUCCUGUUGUUGGAUUCAUGAUUUACAACGCCAUAAAUUCAACCACGAGAAGAAAUGCAACACUUAGUUUUUACACCGAGAAUGACCCCAUUUUGGUCCAUUUUCCUCGGGUUUCUUUGCCUAAAGAUCCGAAUGUGACAGUGGAAUCACAAUGCGUUAGGUUUUUUCCAAAUGGGUCCGUUGAAUUUAGCAAUACGACCAUGUCAAAUGGAUGUAUUGCGCAAGGUGAAGGCCAUUUUUCCAUUGUCAUACCAUCACUGCCCGUGCCUUCUUCGCCGUCUAAGAAGAAAGAUAGGCUUUGGAAAUGGUGGGUGAUAGGAUUUGGGGUAGGUAUUGUUGGGUUGGUUUUGGCAACUUUGAUGAUGGUUUUGAUGUAUAAAUUUGCGAAGAGGAAGAAAAUCAAACACAUGGAGAGACAAUCUGAAAGAAGCGAGGCUUUGGAUACAACUUGGGUUGGGAGGAGUAAAAUGCCUUCAGCAACAGGGAUUAGAACACAACCAGUUAUUGAGAAUGACUAUGUUCCUUGA
Camellia sinensis is the source of this 837-nucleotide messenger RNA. The record is from RefSeq and is a predicted model, not a curated record. Lineage: Eukaryota; Viridiplantae; Streptophyta; Magnoliopsida; Ericales; Theaceae.